This is a messenger RNA of Nematolebias whitei (Rio pearlfish), 1842 nucleotides long. RefSeq names its product sushi-repeat containing protein X-linked (gene srpx). NCBI's taxonomy places the organism in Eukaryota, Metazoa, Chordata, Actinopteri, Cyprinodontiformes, Rivulidae. The transcript is spliced from 10 exons. The coding region runs from base 39 to 1391 and encodes 450 amino acids. The record is from RefSeq and is a predicted model, not a curated record.
UUUUCCUUCCACAAACUAGAAAGAAGCGUUCCCACAUCAUGGACAUGUGGACACUGGUGCUGCUGUUUGCUCAGCUCUGGUUCUGCUCUGGGUAUGAAGGGUCAGGACAGUACGCUUACGGAGAUGAUGAGGACUGGUAUUCACGUAGAUAUAAAGGGGCUCCGUGGUGUGCACCCAUUAAGCUGAAGCACGGUGACGUGAGCUGUCGCACACCCAGAGGGGAGCACAGCAGCAAUGUGAUGGGAACUCGUUGUAAAAUCCGUUGUAAACGAGGAUAUGAAUCCCAGAACUCGGAGGUGGUGUGCAUGGCAAGCAAACACUGGUCGUCUAACUAUGCUUGCAGAGAGAUCCGCUGCCCAAAGCUCGACAUGCCCAUUAACGGUGGCUACAAGUGUACAGAUGGCUCCUACUUCAACUCCCGCUGCGAGUUCUUCUGCUCUCCUGGUUACACCCUGAAGGGCCAGAAGACAACAGUCUGCCAGGACAGCAAGGUGUGGAGCGCAGCAGGCCCCAUAUGUGUUGAUUUAGAGCCCCCUAAAAUCAAGUGUCCCAAUCUAAAGGAUAAGUGGGCCGAACCAGGGAAGUUGACAGCGAGGGUGACGUGGGACACACCUGAGGGCAUCGACACGGCGGACGGGAUCCUGACAGAUGUUAUCCUGAAAGGACCACCUUCAAAAUCUUACUUCCCAGAGGGACUCCACAAGAUGUCCUACACUGUGUUUGACCGAGCGGGGAACAAAGGGUCCUGCCGCUUCUCUGUCAGAGUUCGAGUACGCCGCUGCAGCCCGCUGUUUCCCCCGGACAACGGUUACAUGAAGUGCGACAGUGAUGGAGACAACUACGGCGCCUCGUGUGAGUUCACCUGCAGCGGGGGCCACGAGCUGCAGGGCAGUCCUGCCAGAGUCUGUCAAUAUGGACUCACCUGGGCCGGCUCAGACACAGUAUGUGCACCCAUGAACAUUAAUGUGGGAGUGCGCACAGCUGCUGCGCUGCUGGACCAGUUCUACGAGAAGCGACGACUCCUGAUUAUCUCAGCGCCAACGGCUGCCAAUCACAAUUACCGCUUCCAGAUGACUAACCUCCAGCACGCUCAGUGUGGACUGGACCUGAGACAUGUGACAGUUAUUGAGCUGGUUGGGACUUACCCGGUUCAAGUUGGACGGAUCCGGCACCGGCUUCUCCCACCAGGACUGGCCCUUCAGCUCAGGUUACUGCUCCGGAUCCCUCAGAGAUCUUUUCAAAUGGUGCUGGUAGACAAACAGGGCCUGGACAAGCAGCGCUACCCGUUCCCCAUCACAGCGGCUGAAUUAUUUACCACCAUCGACACCUUUCCCCUCCGUAAAGAUGAAAUGGAGUUACAGCAGGGGGCGGGACAGACCUGUCAAUCAUAAAACUCCCCUAAAGAGAAAUGUCAGCCAUUUUUUAACCUUUUCCCUCAUCACAAAACAGACAAUUCGGCUCAGAUCAUCUGUUUCCAUCCAUGUCACACACUUCUCUUUUAACUCAGUCUGUCCUCCAUCCUCUGUGUGUGUGUGUGUGUGCAUGUGCUUGUUUAUGUUACUUUGUGAGGACCAUUUAUGAACACAUACUACAUUGUGAGGACCAAACCCUGGUCCUCAUAAGGCUCAAGUGCCGUUGGUGGGUUAGGUUUAGGGUAAGGAUAAGGAUUAGGCUAUAGAAAUGAAUGGAAGUCUAUGCAAAGUCCCCAUAAAGACAAGGCAAGACAAACCUGUGUGUGCGUGUGUGUGUGGGGGUGUGUGUGCGCCCAUGUGUGUCAUCAAGUGUUUGCAUGCCAGUCAUGGCGCAGAUGUGAGGCUGCUUAAAAUGGAUCACACAAUACAG